Molecule: messenger RNA, 1315 nt
Organism: Pungitius pungitius (ninespine stickleback)
Lineage: Eukaryota; Metazoa; Chordata; Actinopteri; Perciformes; Gasterosteidae
Product: ecto-ADP-ribosyltransferase 4
Exons: 4
Coding region: 213-1058 (281 amino acids)
Molecular function (GO): NAD+ poly-ADP-ribosyltransferase activity; NAD+-protein-arginine ADP-ribosyltransferase activity
Source: RefSeq, a predicted model, not a curated record
AUAAGGAACACGACCCCAAGGGGCCCCAAGGGCAUGCUGUUUCCUUCCUCAGGAAAAGAACAAGGCGUUGCUGGAAUGAUAAGUUUUCACCUCCCCGAAGACAGUAUCCUGCUGAAAGCUAUUACGCCCAGGCCCUCAGAUGAAGACGGACUAAGGCAUUCACUUUCCCUGCUUAAGGUCUGAACAGAUAGAAGAAAAGAAACACCCUUAAAAUGUCUGACAGAAGAAAAGUGCUUAUUGCCGCAGUUUUUUUCUACUUCAAAGUGAAUGCAGGGACCACAAAGCAGCUGGACAUGGCCCCAGGUGCUGUAGAUUACAACUACAAUGGAUGCCGUAAAGAGGCAACGGAGAAGUUCAUCCAUUCAGGCCUCUUAAAUGAGGAGCUGAAGGCCAAUAAGCAAUUCCAGGAAGCAUGGGGUAGACAUUGUUCCAAGCAGAUCCCUGGAGGAACAAAAGAACAUACUGCGGCACUGUGGGCAUACGCUGAUGGGUCUAAAGAUUUUACAGAUACGUUUGACAACGCAGUAGAAACACUGGGCGGGAACGUGAGCACCUACGAAGGCCGCUUCCAUUUCAAGUCCCUCCACUUCCUUCUCAUGGAUUCAAUGUUUCUGCUACAUUCACAAAAUACAGAAAAGUGCAAGACUCUGUAUGCUCUCAGGGAACAGGAGUAUACGGCUCUAAACGGAUCAAAUGUGAGAUUUGGAAAGUUUGUCAAAGUUUAUUCAAAUUACAAAGAUUUAAAGACAAUGUAUGAUUGGGACGGUUGGGUCCUGUUAAAAAUCUCUUCUUGCUUCUUUGUUAACCUUGGAGACAACAUUUGCAGUAAAGACCAAAGCGCGACCCUCAUAUCGCCAGAUGAAGUCUUCACCGUGAGAGCAGUAGACAAAAUUACAGAUACGUUAAAUGAUGAGGAAUACACUGAGAUUGAUCUGCAACACUUAAAACUGGGCAAUGCGGACAUCUGUUCCAGUCUCUCGGGAUCCCGAACUAAUGUCGCCUCCCAGUGGAUUGUGAUGACGCUUGUGGCAUUAUCUCUUUUCAUUUUUAGCUUUUGAGAAAAAAUGAAAAACAAUUAGCUGCUCAGAUUACAUUGUGAGUUAUGCAAAAUGCUAUGUUGUUCUGUUUUUCUCUGAUGCUGCCAAUUAAGUUGUGGAAACCCUUUUUUUGCCUUUGGAAAACACACAGUCAUAACACUGUUUUUAAACACAUUACCUUUAUAAUAUUAGCAGAUAUAUAUGCUGGUAUUUAUAUCCUUUUCUUGUUACUUUUCAUAUGUUGGUUGUUUGAGGCUAAUAAACACAAUGGAUAUUUG